This is a messenger RNA of Laetiporus sulphureus 93-53, 2556 nucleotides long. RefSeq names its product kinase-like protein. Gene Ontology annotation, biological process: protein phosphorylation. The record is from RefSeq and is a predicted model, not a curated record. Bases 1 to 2556 code for a protein of 851 amino acids. Gene Ontology annotation, molecular function: ATP binding; protein kinase activity. Lineage: Eukaryota; Fungi; Basidiomycota; Agaricomycetes; Polyporales; Laetiporaceae. The transcript is spliced from 15 exons.
AUGUUUGCUGCAGCGACGUCUUUCUUUGCGCGCACCAAUAUCUCCCAAUCAUACAACGUCGGCGGCGGGAAUUCGAUCACCAAUAGUAGGACUUCCACGCCAGCUCCGUCUGGAUCGUCGUCGAACGUACCAACUGCGACCACUCAUGCUCCUCCAUUCAAUGUCGGUCCAUGGCGCGUGCAGUCCGCUACACACAAGGUCACACACAAGCGUGUCUCCGUCUGGAGUGCCGACAAGCGGAGCCAGGAGAUGGAGAGAAUGGGCCCUGUGUCGAAAGAGAGGACCAUUGAGGUGCUGAAAGCGGAGGCCUCUGCGCUGAGUCGCCUAAGGCACCCGUGUAUUCUGGAAAUGGUCGAGCCACUUGAAGAAACUCGCAAUGAGCUCAUAUUCGCCACAGAGCCAGUGCUGUCAUCACUACACCUCUCCAUCCCAGGGUCGUUCCAGUAUACGCCCUUAGUCGAGCUAGACGAAGUUGAAAUACAAAAGGGCAUCCUGCAAGUUUGCAAGGGUCUGGCGUUCCUGCACAGCUCUGCACGGACGAUACACACUAAUGUGACGCCUGAGGCUGUUUUGAUCAACAGUUCCGGUGAUUGGAAGAUUUCCGGUCUUGGUUUAACUAUUCCUCUGUCAGCACCAGGCGGCGGGCCGACGCGAUGGGAAUUCCCUACCUUCGAUGGCCGAGUGUCCCCUUACACUCAGCGAUCUUUUGAUUAUAUGGCACCAGAGUAUGCACUAGAUGAGGUCCUGGACCCUGCUUCUGACAUGUACUCGCUCGGAUGUCUCAUGUAUGCGGUACAUUGCAAGGGCAAUCCGCCAUUCAAAAACCAUGGGAGUAUCAGUGCCCUGCGCGACAAUGCCGGCAAACCACUCCCCAGGUUGGAACGGCUUGAUCCCGACCUACGAGUCCUUCUCAGCUCGCUCAUCACGCGACAUCCGCAUAACAGACCUUCCCCGAGCUCACUUCCAUCGCAUUCGUUUUUCUCGUCAUUGCCGAUCUCAACCCUCAAUUUCCUUGAUCGCUCCAACUUCGCCGCUAAGUCUCGCGAAGAGAAGGUAUCCUUUAUGAAAGGGCUUACCGUAGUUCUGCGUAAGUUCUCAGAAGGACUCCGGAUAAGGAAGAUAUUACCUUCUCUAUUGGAAGAGAUGAAGGACACACAACUACUGCCAUACAUACUGCCCAAUAUCUUCGCCAUCUCUCAAAUCCUAUCAUCGAGCCAAUUUGCGAGCCUAGUGCUCCCUAGCCUCAAACCCCUUUUUGCGAUCAAGGAACCACCGCAGAAUAUGAUUACUCUACUCGAUAAUCUGCAGAUGCUGCAAGACAAGACAGAGAAACCUGUGUUUCGCGAAGAUGUGUUGCCGCUGGUUUAUAAUGCGCUGGAGUCGGAACAUGCUAUCGUGCAAGAACGCGCGUUGAAAGCUGUUCCUGACCUGUGCGAGAGCAUAGACUACGCUGAGGUUCAAGGAGUACUAUUCCCUCGCGUUGCUCUCGUCUUCACGAAGACCCGUGUACUCUCAGUAAAGGUGGCUACGCUGAGAACCUUCCUUGCGAUGGUCAAGAACUUGGAUCAAACGAGUCUCACACAGAAACUUGUACCUCUCCUUUCCAAGAUCCGUACCAAAGAGCCCGCGGUCACUAUGGCAACAUUGGCUGUGCAGGAGGCAACGGGAAUGAAGGUAGAUCGAGAAGCCGUCGCUACAUUGGUGCUGCCCCAACUAUGGGCGAUGUCCAUGGGUCCUCUGUUGACGGUCUCUCAAUUCAAGCGAUUCAUGGAGGUCAUUCGCAAGCUAGGCGAUCGCGUUGAACGAGAGCACGACCAGUAUCUUCGGGAUUCACAACGCAUAGAGGAUCGUUCGGAGAUCACCGUCAACGGAGCGUCGGGCAUGGUCAGCCUCGGUGGUGCUGUCGAUUUUGAGACGCUUGUGAGCAAUGGCGCGGUUGCGACGGUCAAGGCGGACACCGUCAUAGAUAGCUCACAGAAUUGGGAGGACGAUGUAUGGGGUAGCAUCUUCACAAAUGACCCACCGGUGCGUGCACAACCAAAAAGUGAAAGUACACCGGUUAUGCAGAGUCCGAUGGUUUCGCCACCCGUGCAGCCUUUGUCCACGCAGACACAAUCUCUGCCUUCAACUCCAAGAGCUAACGCGAUGCAGUCGAACUCCACAGGAAGCAAUUUCAAUCGACCGAGCAAAGGGCUCGGUGCGAUACCAGUUCCCGCGUCCUCUUACAAUGCGGCUUCCUUCGCACAACCAACAGGUACACAGAAUGUGCCAAUACAGGCAAGACAAUCAGUAUCUACGUCGAACCCGAUACCCUCGUUGCAGCCCGCUAUUCCCUUUUCAACGCCUGCGAACCCUCCACUAGCACCCAACUAUACCAUUUCGCUCCCGCCAGCGCAACAUUCACUAACCAUGUCAACGCCGCCUUUGUUUGCGUCAUCUCCGGGCAUAGGUGCUCCACUGAUACCGUCAAAGCCUCCACAACCGUCCUGGUCGGGUACGAUUGCAACAAAGCAAUUGUCAAAGGAUGAUUGGGGCGAUUUUGAUCCACUGGCAUGA